Molecule: messenger RNA, 4908 nt
Organism: Brachypodium distachyon (stiff brome)
Lineage: Eukaryota; Viridiplantae; Streptophyta; Magnoliopsida; Poales; Poaceae
Product: myosin-6
Exons: 38
Coding region: 1-4536 (1511 amino acids)
Biological process (GO): vesicle transport along actin filament; actin filament organization
Cellular component (GO): actin cytoskeleton; vesicle; myosin complex
Molecular function (GO): actin filament binding; ATP binding; microfilament motor activity
Source: RefSeq, a predicted model, not a curated record
AUGCAGGCGACCCAAGCUUCCAUUGCGGUGGGAUCCCAGGUUUGGGUUGAGGAUCCCGAUGUGGCCUGGAUUGAUGGGGAGGUCAUAAAAGUUCAUGGAGACACGGUCAUGAUCAAGUGUUCCAAUGAAAAGACGGUUACAGCAAAAGCAUCUGAUGUCCACGCUAAGGAUCCCGAGGAAUCACCAUGUGGUGUUGAUGACAUGACGAAACUUGCCUAUCUUCAUGAACCUGGGGUUCUUCAAAACUUGAAAUCUAGAUAUGACAUGAACGAAAUUUAUACGUAUACUGGGAGUAUUUUGAUUGCUGUAAAUCCUUUCCGAAGACUGCCUCAUUUGUACGAUAUUCAGAUGAUGGAACAAUAUAAAGGGGCAGAUUUUGGUGAAUUAAGUCCCCAUCCUUUUGCUGUUGCAGAUGUUGCAUAUAGAUUGAUGCUAAAUGAAGGAAUAAGUCAGUCCAUCCUUGUUAGUGGAGAAAGUGGUGCUGGUAAAACUGAAAGUACUAAAAUGAUCAUGCGUUAUCUUGCAUACAUGGGUGGGAAGGCUGCCUCAGAAGGGCGAACUGUGGAGAAGCAAGUUCUUCAGUCUAAUCCUGUUCUUGAAGCAUUUGGAAAUGCAAAGACUGUCCGAAAUAAUAAUUCAAGUCGCUUUGGUAAAUUUGUUGAGAUCCAGUUUGAUCAGAAAGGAAGAAUAUCAGGAGCUGCCGUCAGAACUUACCUUCUCGAGAGAUCACGUGUCUGUCAAAUAUCUGAUUCAGAGAGAAAUUACCAUUGUUUCUACAUGAUCUGUGCUGCCCCACCUGAGGAACUCGAGCGAUACAAACUAGGAGAUGCCAGUACAUUUCACUAUCUUAAUCAGUCCAAAUGCUAUAAGAUUGAAGGCCUAGAUGAAUCGAAGGAGUAUCUUGAAACUAGAAAGGCCAUGGAUAUUAUUGGAAUCAGUUCUCAAGAGCAGGAAGCAAUUUUCCGAGUUGUUGCUGCCAUUCUCCACUUGGGAAAUGUUGAGUUUGCAGAAGGGGAUGAUGUAGAUUCGUCGAAACCUAAAAAUGAAAAAUCAAUGUUUCAUUUAAGGACAGCGGCUGAGCUCUUCAUGUGUGAUGAGAAAGCAUUAGAGGAUUCACUGUGUAAACGUGUCAUUGUGACUCGUGACGAGAACAUAGUAAAAACUUUGGAUCCUGAGGCUGCCAAGGGUAGUAGAGAUGCACUUGCUAAGACUGUGUACUCACGGUUGUUUGAUUGGCUUGUGAAUAAGAUAAACAACUCUAUUGGCCAAGAUCCAAAUUCAAAAUGCUUAAUUGGAGUGCUUGAUAUCUACGGGUUUGAGAGCUUCAAGAUAAACAGCUUUGAGCAGUUCUGUAUCAACCUGACAAAUGAAAAACUGCAGCAGCACUUCAAUCAGCAUGUAUUUAAGAUGGAGCAGGAAGAGUACACCAAAGAAGAAAUUGACUGGAGUUAUAUUGAGUUCGUUGACAACCAGGAUAUUCUUGAUCUCAUAGAUAAGAAACCUGGUGGAAUUAUUGCCCUUCUGGAUGAAGCUUGUAUGUUGCCAAGAUCAACGCACGAGACAUUCGCCCAGAAGUUAUACCAGACUUUCAAAAAUCACAAGCGCUUUACAAAGCCGAAGUUAUCUCGGUCAGACUUUACAAUAUGUCAUUAUGCCGGAGAUGUGACCUAUCAAACAGAGCUAUUUUUGGAGAAGAAUAAGGAUUAUGUAGUUGCUGAGCAUCAAGCUCUCUUGGGCGCUUCAGGAUGUUCAUUUGUUUCAAGCCUUUUCCCUCUUCUCUCUGAGGACUCCUCAAAAUCGUCGAAGUUUUCUUCGAUUGGUUCCAGAUUCAAGCAACAAUUGCAAUCUCUCUUGGAAACAUUGAGUGCAACUGAGCCCCACUACAUCCGUUGUGUAAAGCCUAAUAGUUUAUUGAAGCCAGCAAUUUUUGAGAACCAGAAUGUUCUUCAGCAGCUGAGAUGCGGAGGAGUUAUGGAAGCAAUUAGGAUAAGCUGUGCUGGUUAUCCAACUAGAAGAACAUUCUACGAGUUCAUUGAUCGUUUUGGUCUUCUUGCACCUGGUGUUUUGAGUGGAAGUUCUGAUGAGAUUAUUGCUGUAAGAAGGCUGUUAGAGAAGGUAGAUCUGCAAGGUUAUCAGAUUGGCAAGACAAAAGUUUUUCUCCGUGCUGGUCAAAUGGCUGAACUUGAUGCUCGUAGAAAUGAAGUGUUAGGACGUUCAGCUAGCCUGAUUCAGAGGAAAAUCCGCUCGUUUUUGGCCAAAAAGAGUUUCAUUGCACUACGAAGAUCAGCUGUACAAAUUCAGGCGGUUUGUCGCGGAGAGAUUGCAAGAGGAGUUUAUCAGAGUCUCCGCAGAGAAGCUGCUUCUCUCAAGAUCCAGACUAGUUACCGCAUGCAUCAUGCAAGAAAGGCAUACACUGAACUUUAUGUUUCAGCGGUUACAAUUCAAUCAUGUUUACGUGGGUUGGCUGCACGUAAAGAGAUCCACUUCAGACGACAAACAAGAGCUGCUAUCAUUAUCCAGAGUCGAUGCCGUCAAUUCAUGGCGAGGUUGGAUUAUUCAAGAACAAAGAAAGCUGCUCUUACUACACAGUGCAUCUGGAGAGGGAAAGUUGCUAGAAAGGAGCUUCGUAAACUCAAAAUGGCUGCACGGGAAACUGGUGCUUUGCAAGCUGCCAAAAAUAAACUGGAAAAGCAAGUUGAAGAGCUUACGUGGCGGCUACAGUUGGAGAAGCGCAUGCGAGCUGAUCUUGAGGAAGCUAAAUCACAAGAGAAUGCAAAGUUGCAAGCCACCUUGCAAGAGGUGCAACAACAGUACAAAGAAACAAAAGACACACUAGUAAAGGAGAGGGAGGCGGCAAAAAAGGUUGCAGACAUAGCUCCAGUUAUUAAAGAGGUUCCUGUUGUAGACACAGAGCUGAUGAACAAGCUUAGAGAUGAAAAUGAUAAACUUAAGACUCUGGUCAGUUCUCUUGAAAAGAAGAUUGAUGACACUGAGAAGAAAUAUGACGAAACUAACAAACUCAGCGAGGAAAGACUAAAAAAGGCAAUGGAUGCUGAGUCAAAAAUUGAUGAUUUGAACAUGGCAAUGCUAAGGCUUCAAGAGAAAAUAUCCAACAUGGAAUGUGAUGAGAAAGUGCAAAGGCAAGCAUUGUUGACCACACCAGUAAGGAGCAUGUCUGAACAUUUGUCAAUUCCAAUUGCUCCAAAGAACCUGGAGAACGGCUAUCAUGAGGUUGAAGAACCGAAGGAACCCCAAAGUGCACCCCCUGCUAUUAAGGAUUAUGGCAAUGGAGAUCCUAAGUUGAGAAAAUCUUCUGUUGAGAAGCAACUGGAAAAUGUUGAUGCACUUAUUGACUGUGUAGCCAAAAACCUUGGCUAUUGUGAGGGGAAGCCAGUUGCUGCUUUUACCAUAUAUAAAUGUCUCCUUCACUGGAAAUCUUUUGAAGCGGAGAAGACCAGUGUUUUUGAUCGUCUUAUUCAGCUAAUAGGAUCUGCAAUAGAGAAUGAGGAGGAUAAUGACAACCUUGCUUACUGGCUCUCAAAUACGUCUAGCUUGCUUUUCCUUCUACAAAGAAGUCUCAAAGCUGCCGGUGCACCUGGGAGUGUUUCACGAAAAAAACCUCCUCAGCCGACAUCACUGUUUGGUAGAAUGGCUCAAGGCCUGCGCUCUGCAUCUUUUGCCAACAUGCAUGUUGAGGCUACUGAUGUCGUCCGCCAAGUUGAGGCCAAGUAUCCUGCCUUACUUUUCAAGCAGCAGUUAACUGCUUAUGUGGAGAAGAUAUAUGGAAUCAUCCGAGACAAUAUUAAAAAGGAAUUGUCAUCUUUGAUUUCUCUAUGCAUACAGGCUCCAAGAACAAUGAAAGCUAGCAUGCUGCGAAUGUCUGGAAGGUCAUCUGGUCAACCUCAGAGUAACCAUUGGCAGAAAAUUAUCGAGAACCUGGAUGUCCUUCUAAGGAUUCUACAAGAUAACCAUGUACCUCCAGUUUUGGCUCAGAAAAUUUUUACCCAGAUAUUCUCAUACAUUAAUGUACAGCUAUUCAAUAGUCUACUCCUUCGGCGUGAGUGUUGCUCCUUCAGCAAUGGAGAGUAUGUCAAAGCUGGUCUAGCUGAGUUGGAAUUGUGGUGUGCAAAGGCAACUGCUGAGUAUGCAGCAUCGUCAUGGGAUGAAAUCAGGCAUAUCAGACAGGCUGUGGGCUUUUUGGUUAUAUUCCAAAAGUUCAGAAUAUCUUAUGAUGAGAUAGUCCAUGACCUAUGUCCGAUCUUGAGCGUCCAACAGCUAUACAGAAUUUGUACACAAUACUGGGAUGACAAGUACAACACGCAAAGUGUAUCAUCAGAUGUUCUUAGUAACAUGCGGGUCCUAAUGACAGAGGACUCCAACAAUGCAGAAAGUAGUUCAUUUCUGUUGGACGAUAAUUCGAGCAUUCCAUUCUCAGUUGAGGAUAUCACCAACACAAUACUGGAGAAGGACUUCUCAGAUGUCAAACCAGCUGAGGAGCUACUCGAGAAUCCCGCCUUCCAGUUUUUACAGGAUUAGGGCUGUGAAAUCUCGAGCUUUAUACUGCUAGAUACCUCACUAGAUUAUUUCUUGAUUUGUUGUACAUUUUUUUGCAUACCCUUCGUUCCAUGCAUGCCUUGUUUGGGUUUUCAUUCUCUUUUUCACCAGCUAUAUAGGUAGUCAUUAGGGUUGGGAUGGGAUUCCUCCCUUAUUACUAGAAAAAGCCACACCUUUUAAAGCAAGGCAGAUCAUUCUUUGUAGGGUAUAUUUCAAAUCAGUCUUUUACCUAGGGGUCGUAGGGAGAGGCAAUGUCUUAGUAGCCUUACCCCCCAGUUAUAGAUUGUACAAAUUUACAGUGUAAAUCAACAGUGCAAGAAGAAAGAAAUCUAUAUACCAAAUGUUCGUGACAUA